Cryptomeria japonica (Japanese cedar) is the source of this 771-nucleotide messenger RNA. RefSeq lists its product as uncharacterized. NCBI's taxonomy places the organism in Eukaryota, Viridiplantae, Streptophyta, Pinopsida, Cupressales, Cupressaceae. The record is from RefSeq and is a predicted model, not a curated record. Bases 1 to 771 code for a protein of 256 amino acids. The transcript has a single exon.
AUGUCCAAUGGUUUUUUCUCCUUUUCCUUUGUCUGUGAGGAAGACCUGCGCUUUAUCUUGGCGGGUGGCCCCUGGAUGCUGGGAAAAUCCUUGUUGGCUCUCAAAAAAUGGGAACUAGGAUUCAACCCGAAAGAAUGGAAAUGUAAUGAGGCUCCUAUAUGGGUGUGGUUGUCGAGUUUGCCUUUCGAGUAUUGGGGUGAAGAAAUAUUUGUUGGGAUUGCAGCGUGCUUUGGUGAACUUCUUUUAGUUGAUUCAAUGACUUUUUCUAAGAGGUGCUUGGUGUAUGCUAGAAUAUGUGUGAAUGUAAAACAAUCUUCUAACCUACCGAAUGAGAUUAAGAUGCUCUCAAAACUGGGCAGAUGGGUUCAUAAAGUGGAGUAUGAAUCUUUUCCCUUUGCUUUCUUUCACUAUAAAAAAGUUGGACAUUGGGCCAGGGAAUUCCCUUCUAAGCCUAAGUUUAAGAAGAUCUGGAAAAAGAAAGAUGAGAUGUCAGGAGUGGACCAGGUGGCACCCUUGCCUUUGGGUCCCCCUCCAAGCUUCGAUGGAGUGAGUGAUGUUUUGAAUUUUCAUGUUGAUGUGCCAAAUCUAAACCCUUUAAACAUGGAUCCAUCGAGUGAGGAAGGGGUUGUAGAGGAAAUUUCAACUCCUGAGGAUAUUUCCCAUGGGGAUAAGAUUUUGAUGGAGGUUAAUGGGGAGCAGGAUAUCCCCAUCCAUCUAGUUGUUGAAGUCAAUAACUCUAUGGAGACAAGGCUGCAGGCUGGUAAUUCUUAG